GCACCUCACGCAGCAUUUUGAGGCCACAGGAGCAUGUGAGAUGCGAAAGUUGUCUGAUCCUUUGCCUCAAACUGUAAACAACGCCCCCAUUCAAUGAACACACCUUCCAACCUUUCACUGUUUUGGAAUGACCAGACCACGCAUCAAACUCCCAAAGCUCACUUUUCUUUCCUUAACGGAAAAGCCACACCAUCUCCCUCCCUUUCCUCCCUCUCCCAUCACAUCACACCCAACUUUACUAUUCCACUCUCUUCUUCUUUCUUCUUCACAAAGGGAAAAGGAGGAGGAGGAGGAGGCGUCGCAGAGAGAGAGGGGAGAUGGGGAGAGGAAAGAUCGUGAUCAAGAAGAUCGAGAACCCAACGAAUCGUCAGGUGACUUACUCCAAGAGGAGGACGGGGAUCAUGAAGAAGGCCAAGGAGCUCACUGUGCUCUGCGAUGCGCAAGUCUCCAUCAUCAUGUUCUCCAGCACCGGGAAGCUGUCCGAGUACUGCAGCCCUUCCUCCGAAACGAAGGCGAUUUUUGAUCGCUACCAGCAAGUAACUGGGAUCAACCUGUGGAGCGCACAAUACGAGAAAAUGCAAAACUAUCUGAACCACCUGAAGGAGAUCAACAGGAACCUCCGCAAGGAGAUCAGGCAGAGGAUGGGGGAGGGAUUGGACGGCAUAGGGAUCAAGGAAUUGCGCGGUCUUGAGCAAAACUUAGACGAGGCUUUGAAGGUUGUGAGGGAGAGGAAGUAUCAUCUGAUAGGAACUCAGACAGAUACCUAUAAGAAGAAGUUGAAGAGCGCCCAAGAAGCACAUAGGAACCUUCUACAAGACCUGGAGAUCGAAGGUGAUCAGGCUGCUUACGGGUAUGCGGUCGAGGACACGGGCAGCCAGGAUGGUCCGGUGGUGCUCGCGGAUGGUGGGUCGCACAUCUAUGCGAUCCAAGUUCAACCCAACCAGCCCAAUCUCCAAGGGAUCGCGUAUGGGUUCUACGACUUGCGUCUCGCUUAGUUAAGCUAAUUACUAGUUAUGUCAUGGUAUUUAAAUCCACUUUGGAGCUUAAGAAACAGGUAUUAGUAAGUAGUAAUCUAUGGCUGUCUGUCUUGUGCAAGAACUAUUUAGUCUGUUUACUUCUGUGGUUGCUUUGAUGUUUCCAUGAAUAUUAUCUCUGUGAUGUUAAUUUCUCUACUAAAA
Messenger RNA from Zingiber officinale, 1178 nucleotides. RefSeq names its product MADS-box transcription factor 16-like. Gene Ontology annotation, molecular function: protein dimerization activity; DNA-binding transcription factor activity, RNA polymerase II-specific; RNA polymerase II cis-regulatory region sequence-specific DNA binding. Gene Ontology annotation, cellular component: nucleus. The transcript is spliced from 7 exons. The record is from RefSeq and is a predicted model, not a curated record. The coding region runs from base 318 to 995 and encodes 225 amino acids. Gene Ontology annotation, biological process: positive regulation of transcription by RNA polymerase II. Lineage: Eukaryota; Viridiplantae; Streptophyta; Magnoliopsida; Zingiberales; Zingiberaceae.